AUGAAUUCGGACAUUGAAAAACAUUGUCGACAAGAAAUUAAAGAAUUGCUCAAAAAGGGCCUUAUUAGAUCUAGCCAAUCCUCUUGGAGUUGUUCUGCUUUCUAUGUCAUUAAUAAUGCAGAAAAGGAACGUGGCGUUCCUCGUCUUGUUAUAAACUACAAACCGUUGAAUAAGGCUAUGAAAUGGAUUAAUAUCCUAUCCCCAACCAAAAGGAUCUACUCCAGAAACUUUCGCAGUCCCUAA
This is a messenger RNA of Linum tenue, 243 nucleotides long. The record is from the annotation of a GenBank genome assembly. Lineage: Eukaryota; Viridiplantae; Streptophyta; Magnoliopsida; Malpighiales; Linaceae.